CAUGAUAUGAUAUGAAAGAAGGAUGAGAGAUUAUACUAUAGAUGGACACCUCUGUGCAAGCCCAGUUUCGCCCAGCCCUAAAAGCUUUUUGAAUCACAAGAUUUGUUUGGGAGCAGGAGUAGGACAUGACAUUGCUUUCAAUAAACAACAACAAAUUCAUAUUUUGAUUUUCUUUUUUCUUCUUUUCCCAUUCACUGUCAAAGAGAAAUCAAAUGUGACAGCACUCUCGCUGAUGCUGCAAGCACCGACCUUGAGAGAAGCGUCCGUGUGUAAUUCAUCGCCUUUGGUAUUAGAAACCCUAAUUCACCUUCUCUAGUAAUCAGACAGCAGGUUCUUCUUCAGGUUAAGGGUCUCCAAUUAGGGUGUUAGGUUAUGGCUGCCAUGAAGCUAAUUGCAAUAUGUCAGUCCGGAGGCAAGUUUUUGACUGAGAAAGACGGUUGUUUGUCAUAUAAAGGUGGUGAUGCUCAUGCUAUAGACAUUGAUGAUGAAAUGAAGUUUGACGAGUUCAAGGUGGAAGUGGCCGAAAUGUUUAACAUUAGAACUGAUAGCAUGUCUAUCAAGUAUUUCCUUCCUGGGAAUAAGAAGACUCUCAUUACUGUAUCUAAUGACAAGGAUCUGAAGCGGAUGAUUAAAUUUCAUGGGAGUUCUUCUACUGUUGAUAUUUAUAUCCUUUUUGAAGAGGUAGUUGCCCUUGAGGUAUCAAACAUGCCUGGCAGUAGGUCAAGCAGAACAACAUUGUCUGAAACAGUAGCACCGGCACCACUCAAUGCUUGUCACAGUCAUAUUGUUGAUACUGUGCUUGAUCAUGAUACCAAUCAAAUUGAUACAAAUAUGGAUAUGGACAUGCUGCCGGAAAUUUCUCCCUCUCUUCCUCUUCAAUCCUCAAUCGAAGAGAAGUAUGCCAAGGGAGCACAGCAGUGGCAAAAUACUAUAACAGGGGUGGGUCAAAGGUUCAGUAGUGUACAUGAGUUUCGAGAAUCCUUGCGUAAAUAUGCCAUUGCCCAUCAAUUUGCUUUCAAAUAUAAGAAAAAUGAUAGUCAUCGAGUAACUGUUAAAUGCAAAGCAGAUGGUUGUCCUUGGAGAAUUCAUGCAUCAAGGUUGUCAACCACUCAGUUGAUAUGUAUAAAGAAAAUGAAUUCAACUCAUACCUGUGAUGGGGCUUUUGCAACAACAGGGCAUCAAGCAACUAGGAGUUGGGUGGCCAGUAUUAUAAAGGAGAAGUUGAAAGAUUUUCCGGAUUACAAACCUAAGGACAUUGUCAAUGACAUCAAACAGGAAUAUGGAAUUCAACUGAACUAUUUUCAAGCAUGGCGUGGGAAAGAGAUUGCUAAAGAGCAGCUUCAGGGUUCUUAUAAAGAGGCAUACAGUCAGUUACCUUUCUUCUGUGAAAAGUUAAUGGAGGCUAAUCCUGGUAGUCUUGCCAUGUGCACAACAAAGGAAGACUCAAGCUUCGAUCGUCUCUUCGUAUCACUUCAUGCUUUGUUGCAUGGCUUCCAACAAGGUUGCCGACCACUAAUUUUCCUUGAUAGCAUUCCAUUGAGGUCAAAAUACCAAGGAACACUGUUAGCAGCAACUUCUGCAGAUGCUGAUGAUGGUGUGUAUCCUGUUGCCUUUGCUAUUGUUGAUGAUGCAGAAUGUGAUGAUAGCUGGCAUUGGUUCUUACUUCAACUCAAAUCGGUGCUUUCAACAUCUUGUCCCAUAACAUUUGUAGCAGACAGAGAGAAGGGGCUGAAAACUUCAAUUGCAGAGAUAUUUGAAGGUUCAUUUCAUGCAUACUGCCUGCGAUAUUUGACUGAGCAACUUUUUAGAGACUUGAAAGGGCAGUUUUCUCAUGAGGUAAAGCGACUCAUGAUUGAGGAUUUAUAUGCUGCUGCGUAUGCCACCAAACCAGAAGGUUUUCACAACUCAAUGGAGAGCAUUAAAAAGAUUUCUGAAGAAGCUUACAAUUGGAUUAUUCAAAGUGAACCUCAGAACUGGGCAAAUUCAUUUUUUCAGGGUACUAGAUAUAAUCACAUGACAUCCAACUUUGGGGAGCUCUUCUAUAGUUGGGUAUCUGAUGCAGAUGAAUUGCCGAUAACGCAGAUGGUCGAUGUAAUUAGGGGUAAGAUUAUGGAGUUGAUAGUUGCCAGAAAGACUGCAUCAGAACAAUGGGAAACUAGGUUGAGUCCAUCCAUGGAAGAUAAGCUUAAAAAAGAAAGUCAAAAAAAUCAUUCACUUUCAGUUCUGCAAUCAACAUGUAGCACCUAUGAGGUAUGUGGCGACACAACUGAGGUGGUUGAUAUUGACAGAUGGGAAUGUAGUUGUAAAGCCUGGCAACUGACUGGUGUGCCAUGUUGUCAUGCCAUUGCCGUAAUUGUUGGCAUUGGCCAAAGUGUUUAUGAUUAUUGCUCCAGAUACUGUACAACGGAGAGCUACAGGUUGACAUACUCGGAGAUUGUGCAUCCAAUUUCAGAUGCGGAAAUGUCUGCUUCAAAAGAUUCUCAGCUUGUGGUAACAGUAACACCUCCUCCCACCAAAAGACCUCCUGGUCGACCAGCUACAAAGCGAUUUGGACCUCAUGAAGUAGUCAAGCGCCAUCUACAUUGCAGCCGAUGCAAGGGACUUGGACAUAACAAGUCUACUUGCAAGGAGUAACUAUAGCACUGGAUACCAUCAUAUAGUUUCAGCCAAGGAUCGGUAGCACAAGGGUAUGUACAUUGCAUCUAACUGAUCUUCUGAAAGGACUGAAAAAAGACACUAGAUUUACUGUAGUUUUAGGUGUACAAUAAGCAUGGUAGUUCCAUGAUAUGUAUAAUUCUUUGGCUCAUGGUUUACUGGUUUAAAUUCAUGAUGUAAUCUAGGCCAGAUUCUCCUUGUUCUUCUUAGUCUGGAUAGAUGAGAUAAGUGUGAAAGACAUAAAAUUAGGGAAAGCCAAAUAUAAAGGGCUCAUUUACUGGUUAGUACCAAUAGAUUCUGCAUCCAAUUGCACUGAUUGUAAAUACAACGUCAAUAAAGAGUAUAUUGGGGAAUUCA
Messenger RNA from Vigna radiata var. radiata (mung bean), 3012 nucleotides. RefSeq lists its product as uncharacterized. The transcript is spliced from 5 exons. Bases 373 to 2634 code for a protein of 753 amino acids. Gene Ontology annotation, molecular function: protein binding; zinc ion binding. The record is from RefSeq and is a predicted model, not a curated record. NCBI's taxonomy places the organism in Eukaryota, Viridiplantae, Streptophyta, Magnoliopsida, Fabales, Fabaceae.